CUUCGACGGGUCGAGCCGAACGGGAGAUGCUCGCCGCACUCUCCCUGGUCUAUUCGCCAAACGGGCGUAUAUCAGAAACUGAUACAGAAUCAAGAGAGGUGUCAAAAACACAGUUCUGUUUUCCUGCUGAUAGCGCCAUCUCCUGCAGCUGAGAGCUGUGUAGUCCAGAGCUUGCACGGAGGGGCACUAACUGGUCUAGAUACGGCCUUCUCCAUUCAUAGAUGGUUUGUGGCCGAAAGCAUGGCAGGGUGGAUGGAUUACAUGUGCUGGCUGGAAGAUCGGCUGAAGAUAAUGUCGGCUCGUAUAAUGCCGGGAUCAAUACUCGAUGCAGUAGGGACCAGGCCUAUGUCAAAUCACCUGGAGAAAGACAUGUAUGAACUGAAACAACUUGAGGAUAGCGUCAUGGAUCUGCUUGUGAUUCUACCUAUAAAAAUACAGACCUUGUGCUGCCUGGCGAAAAGAUAUCAAGAACUCUGCUCGAGAUUCUGCGUCCCGCCAGGUGCUUGUACUUGUCGCAAAGGAAUCCAAGGAUUUGAAGGAUACUCCGCGGAGGCCCUGAAUUACCAAAAGCGAGCAAAGGUGUUGCAGGCCCGUGUGCAGUCGAUACUGAGCCUACUGUCCGAUCUUGUCGAGUACGAAGAGCUGCGCACCUUAAAACAGCUAGGAGCAGCAUCACAUCAAGAAAGCCGAGCUAUCAAAGAUCUUAUGGUGGCCAUAAUCGGGCUGGUGUUCAUUCCACUAACCCUGGUGGAGAACUUCUUUUCAACUGAGUUUGUCAAGGACGACGGAGAAGACAUGCAAGUGUCGAAGAACGCCUGGAGCAUGGCGGCGGUGGCUGUGCCGUUGACGCUCUUUGUGUUUGCAUUUUGGCAACUCUGGCUGCGAUACGAACAGCAGCUUCAACCGACAGCCCUCGGGAGAGCCUUGCGGAGGAUGUUCAGACGUAGGCGAGCGAAGGUGGAGGAGGAUGCGGUUUGA
Messenger RNA from Aspergillus versicolor CBS 583.65, 978 nucleotides. RefSeq lists its product as uncharacterized. The annotation marks the transcript as partial. The record is from RefSeq and is a predicted model, not a curated record. The transcript is spliced from 5 exons. Lineage: Eukaryota; Fungi; Ascomycota; Eurotiomycetes; Eurotiales; Aspergillaceae.